This is a messenger RNA of Chrysoperla carnea, 769 nucleotides long. RefSeq lists its product as uncharacterized. The transcript is spliced from 5 exons. Lineage: Eukaryota; Metazoa; Arthropoda; Insecta; Neuroptera; Chrysopidae. The coding region runs from base 4 to 735 and encodes 243 amino acids. The record is from RefSeq and is a predicted model, not a curated record.
ACAAUGUGUUCUAAAAAUUUUCCACAGAUUUUCAUAAUUUUAAGUACUGUAUUAGGAGUAUCAUUAAGUAGUUAUUCAACAGGAAAAUGUGAAGGAAAUGGAUUGAAAUUGAAAUAUUUAUGGGGCGAUGCCAUGACUGACAAUGCAGAUUGUAUAGGACCGAUGAAUAAACCUUAUCCGAUGGCAGCUGUAGCUCGGUCAUUUCGAAAUUCAAAUCCAUGGAUGGGAAACAGUCGAACUGGACGAUCAUCACCACAAAAAACAAUUGAUCCAAAUUUAAUGCGACAAGUGUUACUAGAUAAUUAUGAAAAUAUAAACGCCGAAACUGAAGUAGAAACUAUCAGAAAAGGUCGAGCUGCUGCCAUGAAUUCAAAGUGCCCAACAAAUAAUCCAUCGCAAAGAUUAUGUAAAACACGUUACAAUACAACAGCUCCAAUGUAUGGUGUUUCUCUAACAUCUGGACAACCAGUUACAAUUGUUCAAAAAUUCCCGGAUUUACUGCAACAAGUGGUUUUUGAAGUUUGCGAAUCUUCUGAAUGUUCCGUGUUACGUGGAGAAUGUACUCAAACAUACGUACCGUAUUUAUUCUUAGUAAUCCCACUUGGACCAGUUACAUUAACCGGACAAGAUUACGUAUUGGUAGAAAGUGGAUGUGUAUGUCGACCUAAAGAUACUUUAUCAUAUUCGGAUACGUCAUCUGCGGAUGCCAUUGCCGCUGUUGUGCCACAAGGAUAAUAUUUUUAAAAAAAUAUAUAUUUAAGAAAUUUUU